AUGGUGCGCCCUCCGCCACCCCCUCCCUCCUCCCUUCCCUGCCCUUUCCCCUCACUCGUCACUACCGCUAAUUGCGCUGCCUCUCUGUUCAUCCCCCCUUUUUCUCGCUAUUCCCCGCCUGUUAGUGCUCCGUUCUCUCAUGACGUUCCGCUAUCUUUUUUUCCCACCUCUCCUGUCAGUGACACCACUCGUUCCACGCGCCUCACGCCCUCCCACCCACCAUCUGCAUGCUUGCAAAGCCACCUCCCUCUGAUUCACGCAUCCACACCUUCCCCUUACGGCACCUACCUCCCCUCGCCACGCACGUCGAACAAUGAGCACACAGUGUGUGUGAUAGCGGAGAUGUUUCUGGAUGGCGAUGUGCUCUUCGACCUCUCCUCGCUGCUCGCCUAUGUGCACGGCUCCUACGACCCCCUCCCCCUCAUCGAUAGGAUCCCGUGCCCAUCAGUGCGGGCGCUGGUGGCGCACAUGGUGCAGAGGGACCCCUCACAGCGCCUGCCCGCAGCGGCGUACCUGACGGCGUUCAGCGACCCCCAGGGCGCCGCGCUCUUCCCCCAGCCCGCCUUCGACGCGCUGCACGACCAGCUCUUCUGCCUCCUGCCCUCCAUGGACGCUGAUGGCCGGAUCGCCCUCACCCGCCAGCUCUACCCGCGCCUCUCUCGCAUCAUCGCCUCCACGCUGCACGGGGGUGGAGAGGGGGGUGCGGACGGGGAGGGAGAAGAUGAGGGGGCGGGGGAGAAGGGUAGUGCUGGGGAGGCGGAGAGGGGGGAGAGUGGAAUGUGGGGAAGCGGGAGUGGGGAGCAGGGAGGCGAGCAGGAGGUCGCAGCGCAAAGGGGCAUGGAGGGGAGUGGUGAAACGAUGGGGGAUGAGGAGGGUGGUCGUUGUGAGCAGGUGACAAGCAGUGCGAGGGCGAAUGAUCACGGGAGCCUGCAGGACAGCGGCAGCACUGGGUGUGAUGGUAGCGCAGGUGACAGCACAGGUGCGGACGGCAUGGGUACAGGCGACAGCAUGGCAGGUGUUGAGGGAGCGGGGAGAGCUGAGGAAGCUGAGAGAACGGAGAGUGCUACAAAACCAGGGAGAGGCAGCACAGGGGCACGCGGCAGUGCGAGUGAGAGCAUGGGGGGCGGGGUGGGCAACAGCGGCAGCGCCAUGGUGCUGCUGGUGGGGCUGCUCACUGCCUGCCUGCGCAACGCUCGCCUGCCACACUCACGCCGCCACUGCCUGCUGCUGCUGCACGCCGCAGCGCACCACUGCUCGCACGCUGUCUGCCUGCAGGCCGUCGCCCCCUUCCUGGUGGCCGUGCUGGCCCCGGACGGCCUCACCGCCACGCCGCUGCACGCCCUCGACACGCUGCUGCCCGGCGGGGCUGCCAGCCCCCCUCUGGUGCGGUGCACGGCGCUCACGGUGCUGACGCGGCUGCUGGCGCGCGUGCGGGGCUUCCCGUCCACGGACGCGCGCUUCUUCCCCGAGUACCUCUUCCCCUCGCUCUCGCUGCUCCCCCGCUCGCCCCACGACAGCGUGCGCGCCACGCUCGCCCUCUGCCUGCCCUCCCUCGCUGCCUCCGCACUGCGCUUCCUGCUGCUCGCCGCCGGGAGCACCCGUGCGACCGGGGGAAGCGAGGGGGAGGGCGGGCAAGGGGCGAGUGAGGGAGAGAGGAGAAGCAGCAGUGCAGCGUGGGAGGAGUGGGGUGGUGGGGAGACUGACGGGGACAACGAUGACAGCAGCAGCGGCGUACCGGGCUUGGCCCUGGCAACCUCCAGCCUGCCCCCAUCCCAGCGGGCCAGCAGCGGCGCCACGCUGACGGCGCUCAAGGCACUGGCAGCGGCAGCGGAGGGGCUGGGAGAGCAGCAUGCAGGCGAGCUAGCGGAGGUGAGGGAGGCAAUGCGCGUGGCGGUGGAGGAGCUGUCCACGCUGCCCCGCAGCACACCGCCCAUCCGCCUCUCCCUGCUGCACCACGCGCCCGCCCUCGCUGUCUUCCUCGGCCCCUCCCUUGCCACCACCGCCCUGCUCCCCCUCCUCAUCACCUUCCUCAACGACCCCUCGCCCCGCGUGCGCUCUGCCUUCUUCCACACGCUGCCCGCCCUCUGCCCCCAUGUAGCCCCCUCCGCACUGCCAGCCUUCCUCCUGCCGUGCCUCGAGCAAGCCUUGGGGGACACCUCCCACCCGUCCGUGCCUGCCGCUGCUGCGGCGUGUCUGGCCCAGCUCGCACGUUCACAGCGCCUGCAGCAGCGGCGGUGGCUGCUGUCGGCAGCGCGGCAUGCAGCGCCGCUGCUCAGGCACCCCGAGGGGGACGUGAGGGGCUCUGCUGUGGCGUUUGCAGCGGCUGCUGCGGGUCAGCUGUCGGCUGUUGACGCCCACGCAUUGCUGCUGCCGCUGCUCUCCCCCUCCCUGCGCUAUCGCCCUGCACUACUCACCUCCCCCGCCUCCCUUGCUGCUGCGCUCAAGGCGCCCCUGUCAGCCCACCCUGCUGUCCCGCCCCAGCCACCCGUCCCAGCCCAAGCAGGUGUGGUUGCCCAGCAGAUGAAUGCAGGGCAAGCAGCGCCUGGCUUCCGCGUGCCACAUGCACUCCCACCUGCUGCUGGCCGUGCUGCUGCAGGUGCGGGUGUGGGUGUGGGCGAGCAUGGCAGCAAGGGAGGAGUUGGUGCAAAUGGCGGCGAGGAAGAGCAAGGUGCAGACAUGGGAGCAGUGGGCGUGGGGGGAGGAGGCGCAGCAGACAUGCAAGUGAAACAGUCGGUGGGUCAGGAGGAGGGGAGGGAUGUGGCGAUGGGGGCGAGUGGGCGAGCAGCAGCAGUGCAGCACAUGGCCUUGUCGACACUCGCACACUCCCUCUCCAUGCAAUAUGCUCUGCCCCCCGCACAGGGCGCAGCAGCAGCAGCAGCGCCAUACCCCGCCAUGGGUGCCGCGCUGGCCAGCAUGCGCACAGACUCGGGGCAGCCCUGGCCGCCCCUCCCCUCCACUGCUCCAUGGCCCGCCACCACUCAAUGGCCGUCUUCCACCGCUCACUGGCCCUCCACACCCCUCCACACUCCCUCGCAUGCCUCUGCAUCCCACUCUCUCCUCGUCCCCCCCCUCCCCCCUCUCCACCCCUCCAUCUCCCCCUUCCGCCCUGUUCGAUUCCCAUCCCCUCGCCCCACGUCCUCCCCGCUCUCGCUCUCCUUGUCCUUCCACCGCCCCCCUCCUCCCCUCACCACCCACCCGCCCUCUUCUCUCACCUACUCCACCACUCACCAACCCCUUUCCACACACUCUCUCGCUCCCAUACACCUGCCCGUUGCUCCCUCUCUCCCGUCUCUCCCCUCUCCCUCGUCGCACCCCUCGCCCCACUCCCCAUCAGCCUCCUUCUCUCUCGCGCCUGCCAGCCCACACGCACAGCCCCACCCAGCCUUGGACCUGCCACCCCUCGCUGUGCCUCUCUACUCCCUGGCCCACCCCGCCCCCGCCCUGCCUGCCUCCGCCUCCACCUCUGCUCUCCCCUCCACCACCCUCUCGCCCCCGUCGCUGCCUCGCCCCCCUUCAGUCCUCUCACCCUCCGCCUCACCCACUGCCCCUCUUGCUGCUGUUGCUCCUCUUGCGGCUGCUGCCAGUGCUGCAGCAGCUGCAGCCUGUGUGGGUGGUGCACAGGGUGCCACGCUAGAUGCUCUGCCACCCACACCACCACCUGCUGCUGCUGCUGCUGCUGCUGCUGCUGCUGCUGCUGCUGCUCACACUCCUCCCUCUGCGUCUGCUGUGGCGUCUCUGCCUGCCCACCGUGCCACAGCCAGUCAUCCCACUGCUCACGCUGAACCUCCCACCAGUGCGGACGACGGUGCAGCCAUGGCUCUGCCCCCCGCCUCGCCCUCACCGCUCUCCACCACAGCAGCAGCAUGGCGGCCGCGGGGAGUGCUGGUGGCGCAGCUGCACGAGCACCGUGCUGCCGUGCCGGCGCUGGCAGUGGCGGCCAACAGCCAGUGGUUCGCGACGGCCUCACAUGACGGCACCGUCAAGGUGUGGGACGCCACUCGCCUCGACCGCGGCACUGCCUUCCGCUCCAAACUCACCUAUGCGCUGGGGGCCGGGGGGACGGCAGGGGCAGGCGGGGUGGGGGGUGGGGCAGGGCGGGCGACAGCAGUGGCGGUGAUGGGGGACAGUGCGACGGCGGCAGUGGGGUAUGCAAGUGGGGAGGUGCAUGUGGUGCAUGUGGACUAUGCGCCGCGCUUCCUCUCCUCGCCUGACUCCUACCGCUGCAUCACCCGCAUGCCCUCCCUCGAGCCCUCCUCCCCCUCCUCCCCUGCCUACCACGGCCCAGGCGGCUCAAGAGGGCCAAUCCUCUCCGUGCACUCGGGCGCCGGUCCACGUGCUGCCGGACCCGCAGCACGGCCUCUGGCUGCUGGCGGCCUCAUCGUGCUCCGCGCUCUGCCUGUGGGACCUGCGCUUCCUGCUGCCCCUCUCCUCCUGGCGCCUCCCCUGCGCCCCCUCCGCGCCCCACCCGCCCCCCAUCACUGCACUGGCGCCCAUGCUGCCCGCGCCCUUCCACACCCCAGGGGACGUCAUGGGGGGCGCGGCAGCAGGGGGGCCUGA
This is a messenger RNA of Closterium sp. Yama58-4, 4557 nucleotides long. NCBI's taxonomy places the organism in Eukaryota, Viridiplantae, Streptophyta, Zygnematophyceae, Desmidiales, Closteriaceae. The record is from the annotation of a GenBank genome assembly.